GAUCUCUUGCUGCACCACUGCAAAAGAAAUUGGGACAAGCUGGAGGUCACAUAUGAAGGUACGGACCAAGUUCGGGAAGCCAAAAUUGACUUCCUAACGCAGGAGUACGAGAUGUUCAGAAUGAAGGAAGGCGAAAAGAUCGAUGACAUGUUCGAUCGGUUCUCAAAGAUCAUCAACGACCUUCAUGCACUCAAGAAGACUUACACCAACAAGGACCUUGUGAGGAAAAUCCUGUGGAGUCUCACACCCGAAUGGAGAUCAAAGGCUGACGCAAUCUACGAAUCCAUCGGAGUCUCCAAUGUUACCAUCGACGGGCUAAGAGGUAACCUCAAAACUUAUGAAUCUAAUAUUCUAACUCCGUCUUUGGAUGAACAAAAUAAAAAGCGAAUAACACUGAAAGCAACCAAGAAGACCGUGGAAGAAGACUCAAGCGAUGAUGACAACGAGUUCGGACUCGUCAUCAAGAAAUUCCACAAAUUUAUGAAGAAGGAAUUUGAGCGCAAAGGAAGAAAGCACGACGGUACCCCAAAGUGCUAUGGCUGUGGUGAGAUAGGCCACAUCAAGCCGAGGUGUCCAAAAGGCAAAAGCGGCAAGGACAAACCUGGCUUCAAAAAGCAACGCGCCUAUAUCUCAUGGGGUGGUGACUCCGGGGAUGAGUCAACGGAUCAAGAAGAGGAAGAAGCCGCCAACCUCUGUCUCAUGGCACACGAAGACCACGUCAACAAAGUACAAGAGCUUUAAAAGAAAAAGUUGCAAAACUUGAGAGUACGGUUAAGAAGUUUAAUACACCACACAAGGAUCUCAAUUUACUCCUAGACACUAUGCAUUUUUCUAAGGAAGGAAUAGGUUUUGAUAAAAAUGAAUCUAAGGAUAAAAA
Cuscuta campestris is the source of this 877-nucleotide messenger RNA. The record is from the annotation of a GenBank genome assembly. Lineage: Eukaryota; Viridiplantae; Streptophyta; Magnoliopsida; Solanales; Convolvulaceae.